Molecule: messenger RNA, 612 nt
Organism: Micromonas commoda
Lineage: Eukaryota; Viridiplantae; Chlorophyta; Mamiellophyceae; Mamiellales; Mamiellaceae
Exons: 2
Coding region: 1-612 (203 amino acids)
Source: RefSeq, a predicted model, not a curated record
AUGCGCGAGGAUAUGGGCCCACGACCGAAGCUUCCCUUCAACGACUCCAAAUGCCAGCCAUUCUUCCGCACUUUGACUGACGCCAUGCGAGUGAAAGGAGGCACCGGAGGGGGCGCGAAGAGUUCCGUGCCCCCGCUCCCGACCCCAUACAUGAAGUGGGAGAGGGAGCGAUGCGCGAAGAUCGCCGAGGAUAAGCUGAAGAAGGUCAAGGCGAGCGUGGACAACAAGCCUCCGCCCAGGUUCAAGCACAUGGUCGUGAACGCGAAGAAGGCUCAACUGGAGGAGGACCGGCUCGUGGAGAUUGAGCACCAGAACAGGAAGCUCCUGCAGAACCUGUCGAAGAUCAGCGAGCGCAAGGGCGUGGAGGGCGUGGAGGAGCGAUCGCCGAAGAAACCCCUGCGUCGCGGGGAGGCACCCGGCGCGCGGGGCAAGAGCCUCAACCUGUUGAACCGUCAGCGCGAGCUGGACCGAAUCGAGCGCGAAAACGCAGCCAUCUUACGGCGCAUCCAGGAGCAAAACAACAAGGACAGCGAGUUCUCCGUCGCGAAGAUGGAGCGCGAGUGGAAGGAGGUGCAGGAACACAGGAAGAUGUGCCGCCAGUGGAUCGGAUGA